AUGGUUACGGUCGCUUACGCACAUCUUAGUGUCUAAGUAGUUAAGAAUUUUUCGCGAAAUUUCUAGAAGAUGGCUGUCGACAUUACGCGAGAGAAGGAUGGAGGAGUCCUCAAGGAAAUCAUCAAGGAGGGCACUGGAGAUGAUACUCCAGGAGUUGGAAGCUUUGUUAAAGUGCAUUACACUGGCACUCUGUUAGAUGGCACUAAGUUUGACUCAAGUAAAGACAGAAAUGAUCCAUUUGAAUUUGAUCUGGGCAUGUCACAAGUUAUCAAGGCGUGGGAUGUUGGUGUCAGGACCAUGAAGAAGGGAGAAGUGGCAAUACUAACUUGUGCACCAGAGUAUGCCUAUGGAGCAGUUGGCAGUCCUCCGAAAAUUCCUCCCAAUGCAACUUUGAAAUUUGAGAUUGAAAUGAUUGACUGGAUUGGAGAAGAUAUUACCCCUGAGAAAGACAAGGGUGUUACAAGAGAUCAAAUCAAGGAAGGUGAAGGAUUCUUAACGCCAUCAUCUGGUGGAUUAGUUGAUGUUCACAUUACUGGAACUUACAAUGGUCGAGUUUUUGAUGACAGAGACGUGAAAUUUACGAUGGGAGAAGGUGAAGCUGAGAACAUUGUUAGUGGUAUUGAAAUAGCCUUAGAGAAAUUCAAGAAGGGAGAGAUCUCGAUUUUGAAAAUAAAAAGCAAGUACGCUUUUGGUAAAACUGGCAGUGAAGCAUUUAAUAUUCCGCCGAAUGCCGAUAUAGAGUACAAAGUUGAACUGAAGAAUUUGGAAAAAGGCUUGGAUGUUUGGUCUCUUGACGAGCCUCAGAAGGUUGAGCAAGCCAAAAUGUUCAAAGACAAAGGAACAAACUAUUUUAAGGACAAUAAAAUUAAUUUAGCUAUCAAAAUGUACCAAAAAGCCAUUGAGUACAUAAAUACUGACUAUGGCUACAACGAUGAAUUGUUAAAAGUGAGAAAUAGCCUUUUACUCUCUUGUAAUUUGAAUCUCGCGCUGUGCUUCCUCAAGAACAAGAGUCCCUUUGAAGCCAAGGAAGCUGCCACCAAAGCCUUGGAAGUGGAUCCUAAGAAUGAAAAGGCUCUUUUCAGAAGAGGACAGGCCUUGUUAGAUUUAGCAUUGGCUGAGCUCGCUGUCAAAGACUUUGAAGAGGUCUUGAAAAUCGAGCCUAAAAAUACAGCCGCGGCGAAACAAGCACUUGUUUGCAAAAAUAUGAUCAAAAAGGACUUGGCCAAAGAGAAAAAGUUAUAUGCAAAUAUGUUCGAAAAGUUUGCAAAAGAAGAUCAACAGAAAGAGGAAGAGGAAAAAAGCAAGUUGCCGGACGUGAUGCGUGGCACGCUUGGUGAAUGGUGCCAAGAGGAGCGACCAGGAGGCCGUGAUGCCACAGCUUUCGAGAAGGAAAACCCUAACAUACUGAUGCUCAAUGCCAAUGGCACUGGUGAAUUCAAGAACAUGUGAAUGUACUAAACUGCCCUUCCCGUCAAUCAAAUUUCUUCCUAUUCAAAGUGGACCUACAUGACUGAAUGAUCGUUCAUUAUUUGAAAAAAUUCAACAUAACUCACAAUUAUCAGCGUUUUUAUAUAGUUGCCGUUUAAAAAAAAAUUAUUAGUUUUGUUGCUAAUCGCUUGAACGUUAUUGCAUUUAUAAUAAUUAAUUUUAGUUAUCUUCUAAAAGGGUAAUUUUAAAAGUCUUACUGAAUUUUGGUAUUUAUACCAAAAGUAUCAUUUUCGUAUUGAAAACAAAAUCUCAACUUAGUUUUCUACAGUUUCUCGUAUAUUCCAUGUUCUGGAAUAGAAAAAAAAUAAUUUGUGCAGUCAAGCAUUUCCAUGUGAGACAACGCAAUACAGUGUAAACACAGUUGUGAUGUGUUAAAAUCACUUAUCAA
Messenger RNA from Copidosoma floridanum, 1876 nucleotides. RefSeq names its product FK506-binding protein 59kD (gene Fkbp59). Gene Ontology annotation, molecular function: protein binding; peptidyl-prolyl cis-trans isomerase activity. NCBI's taxonomy places the organism in Eukaryota, Metazoa, Arthropoda, Insecta, Hymenoptera, Encyrtidae. The record is from RefSeq and is a predicted model, not a curated record.